AUGGAUUUGUAUCUGAUUGGAUAUUUGAUGUGUGUGUGGUUGUCCAGCUCACGGGUGCUUGGAGGCUAUCCCAUCUGGUGGUCCCUGGCCCUUGGGCAGCAGUACUCGUCUCUGGGCUCCCAACCCAUCCUGUGUGGCUCCAUCCCCGGCCUGGUGCCCAAGCAGCUGCGUUUCUGUCGCAACUACAUAGAGAUCAUGCCCAGCGUCGCAGAAGGCGUCAAGCUGGGGAUCCAGGAGUGCCAGCACCAGUUUAGGGGCCGGCGAUGGAACUGUACCACCAUCAAGGACAACCUGGCCAUCUUCGGCCCUGUGCUAGAUAAAGCAACCAGAGAGUCAGCAUUUGUCCACGCCAUAGCUUCAGCAGGUGUGGCGUUUGCGGUGACGCGCUCCUGCGCCGAAGGCACCUCCACCAUGUGCGGCUGUGACUCCCACCACAAGGGACCCCCCGGGGAGGGCUGGAAGUGGGGCGGCUGCAGUGAGGAUGCAGAGUUUGGGGUGCUGGUGUCCAGGGAGUUUGCAGACGCCAGAGAGAAUCGCCCAGACGCUCGCUCGGCGAUGAACCGCCACAACAACGAGGCAGGACGCUCGACCAUCCUGGACCACAUGCACCUGCGCUGUAAGUGUCACGGCCUGUCGGGGAGCUGCGAGGUGAAGACCUGCUGGUGGGCGCAGCCGGACUUCCGCAUGCUGGGCGACUACCUGAAGGACAAGUACGACAGCGCCUCGGAGAUGGUGGUGGAGAAGCACCGCGAGUCCAGAGGCUGGGUUGAGACGCUGCGGGUCAAGUACAACUUCUUCAAGCACCCCACCGAGCGCGACCUGGUCUACUACGAGGGCUCGCCAAACUUCUGCGAGCCCAACCAGGAGACCGGCUCCUUCGGGACGCGCGACCGGGCCUGCAACGUGUCGUCGCACGGCAUCGAGGGCUGUGACCUGCUGUGCUGCGGCCGCGGACACAACACCCGGACUGAGAAACGCAAAGAGAAGUGCCACUGCAUCUUCCACUGGUGCUGCUACGUCAGCUGUCAGGAGUGCGUGCGCGUCUACGACGUCCACACGUGCAAGUGAGAGGCCGGUGCUUUCAGAAAAAACUGGACUACAAGUGCUGCCCAUCCACACUUCAACUCUUUCACUUCCUGCACGACUUUCCCCGCAUCCCCAAACACAGACUCUGCAUCUCAAGCAAAAACAUAUUCAUCAGCACACACACUCAGGCCCUAAUGGGUUAUGGCACAUCAGCUAUGGAUACUUCUAUACCUUUAUUUUUUGUAAAAACCCUUCCUUGAAUCCAAACCACUACAUUACCAUAAAAUCGGAGGCAGAAAGCGUCCUGUGUUGACCCGGCUGAUCUCUAAUCUGAGGUCAAGGAGUUGUGCCACUUCUUCCUUUCCCUGCGGCAUCGGCCCCCACCUUCCCCCUCGUCUUUAUUUAUUUCCCCCCUCCAUGCCAACAUAAUGUCUGUGGCAUGUACAGUAACACUUUUUACCUGGGAGAAUAAUGCAGUAAAAAAAAACUCUCUUUGCUUUUGAAACAAAGCAAUGUCUAACUAACACCUCACUUCCAUCCCGGCUGGUUUACCUUUUAGUUUUUUAGACUAAACCAACCUCUACACCGUCACUCCGCGGUAAGUGACACUGAACAGCCCCAGGAAAGCAUCACUUUGUAACUACUGAACUGAACAGGUGCUGGAAGUGCCCCCGUCCUGUCUUUUGUAAACUACUGAGCUGAUGAAAUCCUCAGUGUUGCUUCUCUCCCCGCUGACUGACUCGACCGCACCAGUCAACCUGGAAGAUAUAUGCUACAGUCGGAUUUUAUAGCCCUGCAUUUCUGAAAUAUUACCAUUGGGCUGGGACUGGAGGUAUGCAGCAUGUGUGUGAACAAGCAUGCUCAUUCCACCAACUAACAACCCUACACAUGUAUAUUUAUGCACUAUUCAGCUACUCCAGGUGGGAAAAAUGUGAGCAUUGUUUAUGCGAGCAAAUUCUCAGUCGUUACAAGUUGUUGUGAAUUAUGACUUUCUUCCUGCAUACUGUAAAUUGCUCAUAAUUUCCACACAUGUGAUGCAACGCAGUCAUACAUCAUUAUUAUAAGGAAUGACAACUACCAGGGUUCAAAUGAUAUGUCCAAGUAAAAGAUCAUUUGUGGCUGUCUCAUUUAUAAAUGUAUGCAUCAAGUGUGGGUCAAGUUUCAGCAUGCUUUUUAUUAUUAAUUCUGGUCUUAUGAGCAAAGUGAUUAUUGGGAGAUCUUAUUAAUUCAACUCUUCUUGCAUUCACCAGGUCCAUCUUAGAGACUUUUGUACGACUCAAAUCUUUCACUGUAAAAAUGGAGAAGGGGGACAUGUGACGACAUGUGGAGCCUAGAGUGGGUUCCGAUUGGCUUUUACACCCGGCCUUCCUUCUCUAUGAGUUUUCUCUACGUUGAGGUUUUUACUAUUGUCAGAAGACCCCAAAAACACACCUGCCUCAAAGAUUUGGAAAUGGAGAUAUUGGAAGAAAAUACUAUUAUUUAAUCUAACCCUGCUUAUUGAGAGGCAUCGGCCUAGUUGAGUUAUUAUUUUAUCUUUUUGAUAGGUGUGAUUUUUUGGUCGACAGAAAAUACUUCAAGACACUAAAGGGACAGUUCACCCCAAAAUCAUAAAUAUAUAUUUUACACUCGUACCAGUGGUACUUUUAAUCAACAUAGAUUGUUUUGGUUCGGUAGUAAGUGUUGGAGAUAUUGGCCACAGAGAUGUUUAUCUUAUUUAAAAUAUAAUUCAACUAGAUGGCACUCGUACAGUGCUCAAAGCUCCAGAGGGACUAUUUCUACCGAACUACAUGAGUGGAUGCACACGUCAUUUUGUGUGGUGAUGUGGUUGGCUGAUGUAGUUCUUUAGACAAAUCACUGCAGGUUUUUUUUUUAAAUGCCACCUAGUUGUAGAGAAGGUGGUCAAUACUUCCAUUUCAGUACCAACACCAAAACGAUGUAGAGGGAGAAAUUGUAUUUUUGGUUUUGGGGUGAACAUUCCCUAAAGCAAAAGAGCGUUAGGAAACUUCAUAAGAAGAUGAUUUAUGUCUGCAAGAUGUGGAUGUGUGUGUGAAUGACGGCUGCCUGUGACAGUGGUGAAUGGAAAAAAGACGGAUGGUUGGACGGAUGGAUGGCAGGAUUCACACUGUGAGAAGUUUCCACACAACAUGUUCUGACAGUCCCACCUGCUUCCUAUUAAUUAUAUUCAACAAACAUACCCAGUAGUGUGUAGGCUGUACUCUCUUUGCGACAUAGCUUAGCAUUUGUGUCAUGUUCUACACAGCCCUGCCUACCUGGGCCUACCUUCCUAU
This is a messenger RNA of Trematomus bernacchii (emerald rockcod), 3314 nucleotides long. It is a transcript of the gene wnt3, whose product is annotated as wingless-type MMTV integration site family, member 3. Gene Ontology annotation, molecular function: cytokine activity; frizzled binding. Gene Ontology annotation, cellular component: extracellular region. Lineage: Eukaryota; Metazoa; Chordata; Actinopteri; Perciformes; Nototheniidae. Bases 1 to 1068 code for a protein of 355 amino acids. The record is from RefSeq and is a predicted model, not a curated record. The transcript is spliced from 4 exons. Gene Ontology annotation, biological process: neuron differentiation; multicellular organism development; cell fate commitment.